Messenger RNA from Capsicum annuum, 450 nucleotides. RefSeq names its product AT-hook motif nuclear-localized protein 9-like. NCBI's taxonomy places the organism in Eukaryota, Viridiplantae, Streptophyta, Magnoliopsida, Solanales, Solanaceae. The transcript has a single exon. The record is from RefSeq and is a predicted model, not a curated record. The coding region runs from base 1 to 450 and encodes 149 amino acids.
AUGGAUCGAAGGGAAGCUAUGAUGUUACCUGGAUCCGCUCCUUACUAUAUGCAGAGAGGGAUGAGUGGGAGUGGGAGCGGGACGGGGAAUGCCCCUGGUUUUCAGGGAUCACCAAGCAUUAGUCCUUCAUUAGCUGCUGGUAAUAUUGCCUUUCAAUCUAGUAGUAGCGGCGCUCCGAUUCCACAAACGCUAGUAAUGGAUCCUUCAUCAACUAUGUCACCUAGAGGUAGUAUUGGUGCAUCAUCAUCACUCCCACAAGGUGAGCCUGUUCGCAGAAAGAGGGGUAAGCCUCGGAAGUAUGGAGCUCAAGGGGCGAUGUCCUUGGCUCUGAAUACACCUCCAUCUACUCAGGCAAUGUCAUUAAACCCAACUCAGAAGAGGGGUAGAGGAAGGCCACCAGGGUCUGGACGAAAGCAGCAACUCGUUUCUUUUGGUAAUUUUUCUCUUUAG